Molecule: messenger RNA, 1383 nt
Organism: Plasmodium malariae
Lineage: Eukaryota; Apicomplexa; Aconoidasida; Haemosporida; Plasmodiidae
Product: conserved Plasmodium protein, unknown function
Exons: 3
Coding region: 1-1383 (460 amino acids)
Source: RefSeq, a predicted model, not a curated record
AUGUUAAAGUGUUGCCUUGGCGAAAAUUUUGUAUUUUUUUCUGAGACAUACCACAAAAUAGCAGGAGAGGAAAAUUUUAAGAAUUCUGAAUUGAACAAAGUCCUUGCGCAAAGCAUUUACAACAACAUAAAGAACAACCUUGAUUACAUAAACGAAACCCAGUACAGUUCUCAUAAAUAUAGCAAUUACCAGGGAGACAUAUCGGCUGAUCAACUAGGUGGAAGAGCAAAAUUAGACAGAAAUAACUGUGUUAUAAAAUUAAAAUAUAACGAAGAAAAAGGUGAACGCGGGUAUGAGUUUGGGUGUGAGUGUGAAUGUAAGUUCGAGUGCGAAUAUGAAUGCAAAUACAAAUGCAGAUGUUUGCGAAAUAAGAAAAUUCUAGCAAGUAACCCAUCUUUUGUAUAUACUACCAAUACGGCAACAGUUCCCCAUCUUAAAACGCAUAAUAUUUUGAAGAACAAUAAGAAUACGAUAGAAAUUCACCAGUGUAUUCCUUCUUUGAAUUCUGAAAGCUUCGAAAAAUCUGAAAGUUUGGAAAAAUCUGAAAGUUUGGAAAAAUCUGAAAGUCUCGAAAAAUCUGAAAGUUUGGAAAAAUCUGAAAGUCUGGAAAAAUCUGAAAGUCUGGAAAAAUCUGAAAGUUCGGAAAAAUCUGAAAGUUUGGAAAAAUCUGAAAGUUCGGAAAAAUCUGAAAGUUUGGAAAAAUCUGAAAGUCUGGAAAAAUCUGAAAGUUUCGAAUAUUCUGAAUAUUCACAUGAACAGCAAGGAGAAAUGAAUGACCCAAGAUAUAAUGAGUAUCCCCCGAUGAAUACAUAUGGGUACAGUCACCAUAACACAAGUAAUGCAAAUGGAUUUUGUGCAAAUACCUAUAAUAGAGAACGGGCAAAUUUAACUAUGCAACAACAUAAUAUGCACGGUAGAAAUAAUUUAAUGUUUGAAAAUGGCAAUGUUCCAUAUGGCCUUUAUGACCAGUCAAAUUACACAGGUACAAAUUCUCUUAUGUGUGGAAAUGUUGACCCGAAUGAACCAAGAAUGAUGUACAGGAAAAAUGAAAUGAUCGAACCAUUUUAUAACAACAAUCCAAUGGCUAAUAAUAUGGGUUAUAACCUACCUGUUAUACCAUACCGACCGUGUAAUUACCCUUAUAUGAAGCAAGAUUCAAUGAAAGAAGGUUAUAUGCAUAACUGCAAUUAUAAAAACACCAAAAAGAAUAAUGUAAUUUCUAAAUCUCUUUCCGAUGUUACUGUUAAUAAAAAUCAUAAAAAAGAAAUGUGCAGAAAAAACAUAUCAAAAGUAAAAAAAGGAGAUAUAGACAUUAACAUAGAAACAUCAUCUUCUAAUCGUAAGGGCAUUGUAAUCGAUUUAAAUAUUGGAAUGGGGAAUUAA